This is a messenger RNA of Paraglomus occultum, 410 nucleotides long. The record is from the annotation of a GenBank genome assembly. Lineage: Eukaryota; Fungi; Glomeromycota; Glomeromycetes; Paraglomerales; Paraglomeraceae.
AUGUUCAUCCUGAUAAGAAACGGAGUCAUGUUGGAAAUGUUCAACUUGUGCAUUCUGGUAGCUCUCAAACGCAAACAUAUUAGUUGUUAUGUUGCAGCUACCACAGAACAAGUGAUGGAUCAUAAUUAUAAUGUUGUGGCUUGGACGUUUCGUCUCCUUAGUUUAGGAAUGGCAAAUCCUACCAAACCCGAAUUUGUAAAGGGAUAUUGGAGCUGCUGUGGAAAUUUUGAUGCUAAUGCGGUUGGAUGCCGAUGGUUUUGUGAUUCUUUGAAACCUUGCACUUGUGCUGGAUAUAAGCAACCAUUAAACACGCUAGGUUGCACGAAGCAAUGCACAUAUUGUGCAAAGGAAAACGCUAGCAAUGGGUGUCUUCAAGUAGGCUAUAACAACGUAGAACAUGAUUUACCAGC